CCCCGUGUCGCUCCUGCCAAGCAGAGUGGGACGUCGGCUGUUGCACCCAGUUGCCAAACGAUAGAAAAAGGUCUUCGCGUUCCGACAACAUUUUACAUGCACGCAUAUGUACGCGACCGAGGAAAAUAACACCUAAACCAAUUUGAAGUGGACUCGAAACGGUCGGAAAAACCAUGCUUAUCAGCAGCUGACCGCGGAGGAGGAAACUAUACUAGUUGUCGCUGUUUUUGUAUAGUUUCACUCGCCUUUUUUCUUGGUUUGAAGGGGAACACCUAAACCCACGAUCGGAGAACUCUGCGUUCACCUUCCCAGUUUUGCUGCCUUGUUGUUUUUAUUGUUUUGCCGCAGUAAAUUCGGAUCUUUAAAAAAUGUGUACUUGCGGGAAAUGUAACGAAGUACAGGCUUUCGCGGACAAGCUGUUAUGAAACACCUGCUUGUUAUUUAGGCAGUUUAACUUUUAGAAUCAUCUAGAUUUUUAAACGGCGAUCUUUAAUACAGUGAUUGUGAUUGCUCCAACCCACGACGGCGAAGCCAUUUGACCGAGGGUCGGACCCUGGAGUGACAGCUUCUACCCCCGAAAUGCUCAACAGCGACCGAUGCUACUCCAGUCUUUUGCCCCGUAUUCAUCGGAGUUGUUGUGAAAUGAAACUUUACCCCGCACCUAAUUGAUGGGUUGCUCCGCAUCGCCUGCUCCUUUUGUUUUGUGCCGUGUCGCACGUAAGCGUUUGAUCCCUAAAGAGGAAUUUUAAGAUACAUAUUAUUAUUAUUAUUUUAAGUGUCAAGGAAAUGGCAACUGCACUCAGCGGACGGAAUCCAGGGGGCCGCGCUCCAAAUGCACGCAAAGGCGGGAUAUUAGGAUUCAUUGACGCGAUCCAGGACGCCGUGGGGCCGCCGAAACAGGCCACCGCCGACCGGCGCACGGUAGAGAAGACGUGGAAACUCAUGGACAAAGUGGUGAGACUUUGCCAGAACCCCCGGCUGCAGCUGAAAAACAGCCCCCCUUACAUCCUGGACAUCCUACCUGACACCUACCAGCACCUGCGCCUGGUGCUCUGCAAGAACGAGGACCCCCAGAAACUGGCCCAGCUCAGCGAGAAUGAGUACUUCAAGGUCUACAUUGAUAGCCUCAUGAAGAAGUCAAAGCGAGCAAUCCGCCUCUUCAAGGAGGGCAAGGAGAGGAUGUACGAGGAGCAGUCGCAGGACAGGCGGAACCUCACCAAACUGUCCCUGAUCUUCAGCCACAUGCUGGCCGAGAUCAAGGCUAUCUUCCCCGGCGGCCAAUUCCAGGGCGACACCUUCCGGAUCACCAAAGCCGAUGCCGCAGAGUUCUGGAGGAGGUUCUUCGGUGAAAAGACCAUCGUGCCCUGGAAGCUCUUCCGCCAGUGUCUUCAUGAAGUCCAUCCCAUCACCUCUGGCCUGGAGGCCAUGGCCCUCAAGUCCACCAUCGACCUCACCUGCAACGACUACAUCUCCGUCUUUGAGUUUGACAUCUUCACUCGGCUCUUCCAGGUGAGCGGAAACCCCCGGGACUCCCCUGCCCCCACAGCAUUGUUCUGGGUAAAUUCACAAGCAGAUGUUCAAAGCCAGUGGGAGAGAGAGAUGAGCACUAAAACAGGGGAUCACCUUUUUUUCCCCGAGGUGGGUGUGUUUUUAUUGUCUUUUUUGAUGUACAGGAAACGCCUGCGCUGGCUGCAGAGCAAACAGCAGACUUUUCCGUCCUCUUCUUGUGCGUGUAGCCCUGCCCCCCCCCCCCCCAGCUACAUCUUCAGGCUGAGCUGCACCCGUCUGGGCCAGUGGGCCAUCGGCUACGUCACCAAUGACGGCAACAUCCUGCAGACCAUCCCACACAACAAGCCGCUCUUCCAGGCUCUCAUCGACGGCUACAGGGAAGGCUUCUACCUUUUCCCGGAUGGCCGAAGUUAUAACCCCGACUUGACUGGGCUGUGUGAGCCCACACCUCACGACCACAUCAAAGUCACACAGGAGCAGUACGAGCUGUACUGCGAGAUGGGUUCCACCUUUCAGCUGUGCAAGAUCUGCGCCGAAAAUGACAAGGAUGUGAAGAUCGAACCCUGUGGACACCUCAUGUGCACUUCGUGCCUCACUGCCUGGCAGGACUCUGAUGGGCAGGGCUGUCCAUUUUGCCGGUGUGAGAUCAAGGGCACGGAGCCCAUCAUCGUGGACCCAUUCGACCCGCGGAACGAUGGUGCCAAGUGCUUCUUCAUGGAACACUUCGCCUCGCCCAUGCUGGACUUGGACGACGACGAUGACCGCGAAGAGCCGCUGGUGAUGAACAGCCUGGAGAGCAUCCGGAAGUGUACGGACCGCCAGAACUCCCCGGUGAUGUCGCCCAGCUCGUCCCCGGGGACCCAUCGGCGGAAGCCACUGCAGGACCCAGCGAGCAUGCAGCACCUCAGCCUGCCCCCGGUGCCACCCCGGUUGGAUCUCAUCCAGAAGGGGGCAAUCCGCUCACCGUCGGCCAGUCCCACCGGCUCCCCCAAGUCUUCUCCUGGGAUGUCUAGGAAGCCAGACAAGCCCCUCCCGGUUCCACCCCCGCCCCUGCGUGACCCACCCCCGCCGCCGCCCCCUGAGAGGCCGGCUCCGAUCCCCCCAGAUGGCCGGGCAGCCUGGGGCCCCCUCCCCGGUGCGGGCCUGCCACGUGACCCACAGCCGGGCCCUGAACCCUGGUGUCCCAAAGAGAGCCCCCUGGUGGCGGUUGACCGCUCCCCGAAAUUGGGUCAUGCUGCCCCCUCCCACCUCAACGGACGGCCUGUGCCCUGUGCCCCCGGUGAUGGUGGCUUCGGCAGGCAGCACCACAGAUUGGAGGCGCUAGCCGACGUGGCUAAGCCCUUCCCCAAUGGGCCCCUGACCAGCGAGGAGUACGACGUCCCCCCCAUGCGGCACUCCCCGCCCCCUCCUGCGCUCACCCAAAAAACCCCCAACCCAUUUGCAAACCUGUUCACCGAGAGGCCGCGGGUGGCACCGGACUGGGAGGAAGACCAGUACCAGAUCCCGUCAUCUCACGCUGUGGUUUUGAUCCAGCCUUCGGUCGCAGUCCGGGUUCCCUCCAGGGGUCUGGAGAAUGGCCAGGUGACCAACGGCUCCUCUGAACAUGUCGGUGAUGGGAGGAAGCACAAGACUGUGGAAAACGGUGCUCAGUUUGACUUUGGGCUGCUGCCACGCGCCCCCCACAACAGGACACCCUCAGACUACGACAUCCUGCUCCCCCCUCAAGCAGAGGAUUUCUUCAACCCUCCUCCAUUGCAGCCUCCACCGCCUCCACCUGUGCGACACAGCUUCACAGACCUUUCAUCUUCGCCGUCAUUCUCACGGGCCCACAGGCCCGUCUCGGACCCAGACCCAUACCUGCAUGGUUCUGAUCCAUUCCUGGACAUGCUGAGCAGCAUAGGGCCGAAGCCCCCAGCGAGGAGGCAGACCGGGGACGGCAUGGUGAAGCCCUCCCCCCGGUCACUCCAGGAGUAUGACCAGCUGCCCCCCACCUCAGCCGCAGUGCCCGCAGAUGGCAUACAGGCACCCGCCAGGCCACCUAAGCCCCGCCCCCGGAAGACCCCCCCGGACGUGCACCAGAGGAAGGGCCACGGGCAGGAGCCGGACCGCGAGAACGUGGACGCCAAGAUUGCCCAGCUGAUGGGAGAGGGCUACUCCUUCGAGGAUGUCAAGCGGGCCCUGAUGAUUGCCCAAAACAAAGUGGACGUGGCACGGAACAUUUUAAGGGAGUUCGCCCUGGUGCCUCCCAGGCUCAACCACUAAGCCGGUGAGGGUCUCCCGUUCCAGAGAGCGCCCCCCACAGGAGGGAUAGAGACUCGGAUCUGCAGCGUCGACGCUGACGGUGGUCAGGGAUCCUAAACAAUCUGGCGCGAAUGUGGCUAUUUGAUUACAACCACCUGGUUCUGGUUCUGGAGAAUCAGGAUCCUUGGGGGCAGAACUGUUUAUUUAUGGAAACCUGUGAAAAAGAAAAAAAAACUCAUUGUUUACAGUGAACAGCUGGUUCCUUGUCACCGCUGUAUGCUGGCUUUACUGGUAUAUGUC
Molecule: messenger RNA, 4050 nt
Organism: Paramormyrops kingsleyae
Lineage: Eukaryota; Metazoa; Chordata; Actinopteri; Osteoglossiformes; Mormyridae
Source: RefSeq, a predicted model, not a curated record